Molecule: messenger RNA, 2334 nt
Organism: Thamnophis elegans (Western terrestrial garter snake)
Lineage: Eukaryota; Metazoa; Chordata; Lepidosauria; Squamata; Natricidae
Gene: CXCR5
Product: C-X-C motif chemokine receptor 5
Exons: 2
Coding region: 375-1592 (405 amino acids)
Biological process (GO): chemotaxis; immune response; B cell activation
Cellular component (GO): membrane
Molecular function (GO): C-X-C chemokine receptor activity
Source: RefSeq, a predicted model, not a curated record
CCCGCCCCGCCCGGCGCGGCUCCGUCGCUUCAGCUGAGGGGGCGAGGGGGGGGCUCCGCUCCGUCCCAGCCUCCAGCGGCCUCCCUCCCCCCCCCCCCGCUCGGCGCCUCCCUAGGAAGCCGGCGGGGCUUUGAGCAGGGGGGCGGGGUCCUGCCGUUGUCGUGGGGGAAGCUCUGGAAGCGGAGCCCUUGGGGGACCAUUGGAGGCUCCGGGGGUUCCGGCGCUCGAGUGUCUUCCGCCGUGCGGCUCUUUUUCGCAACAGCCGCAGCCUCGAGCUGGGAAGGAGGACACCGGCUAAACUUCCAUUCAGGCGUUUCCCAGGAGCCCCCUUCCCAUUAUGCAAGUCCACGGGGGCAACGUUAAGAACUCUGGAAAUGAGCGUUGCCCCCUCUGGUGCCAAGAAGAGGGGCAGGACCUUCGACUACAACCUCACCGACAGCGAAGGGAACUACUCCUACGACGAAUACCUGUGUCCUCAGGCGGAAGGCGGCUCCAGGCAGACCUUCCAGAGUGUCCUGGUGCCCUUGGUCCACCUGCUCAUCUUCCUGCUUGGAGGCCUGGGCAACCUCCUGGUGGUGGUCAUCCUGUGGCGCUACAGACGCUCCCGUACUUCCACGGAGCUCUUCCUUCUCCACUUUGCCCUGGCCAAUCUGCUGCUGCUGCUCACCUUCCCCUUUGGCGUGGUGGAGAGCCUGGCGGGCUGGGUCUUCGGCCUCUUCCUCUGCAAGCUGCUGAGUGCCGCCAACCGGAUGAGCUUCUACGCCAGCAGCCUGCUGCUCGGCUGCAUCAGCGUGGACCGCUACCUGGCCGUGGUCUGCGCCCUGCAGACCUUCCAGAGGCAGCGCGGCCUCUCCAUCCACUUGGCCUGCCUGGCUCUCUGGCUGCUCUCCUUUCUGCUGGCCAUGCCCGACUUGCUGUUCACAGAGGUCUGGGUGCAAAGCCACAACCUGAGCAUCUGCCACUUCAGGGAGUAUGGUGCGCACGGCAUCAACUCCUGGCUGGCCCAACGCUUCCUCUACCACCUGGUGGGCUUCUUCCUGCCCUUGGGGCUCAUGUGCUAUUGCUACACAGCCAUCGUGAGGCUCCUCUGCCGGUCCCAGCGGCUGCAGCGGCAAAAGGCCGUGAAGGUGGCCAUUGCGGUCACCAGCGUCUUCCUGCUCUGCUGGACCCCUUACAAUGUGGUCAUUUUCUGGGACACCCUCGCCAAGAUGGAGGUCACAGGGAAGUCCUGCACGCUUGACCAGGGGCUGAGCAGUGCCGUUGUUGUGAGCGAGGUGCUUGCCUACAGCCACUGUUGCCUGAAUCCCAUCCUCUACGCCUUCGUGGGCAUCCGUUUCCGCCACGACUUUUGCCGAAUCCUGCACGAUGUGGGCUGUCUGAGUCAGGGGGCCCUGCAGGAGGUUCUGGGGCCCUGCAGAAUUGAGAGCAGCACCGAGACCAACGUCUCCAGUGUCCGGCACGGGGCCUCCUCCUACUCCGGAAACACCAUGUCUUCCAGCCUGCCCGAUCGGUUCCCUUCUCACAAGGAUCCAAGCGGCCAAGAGUGUCGGGAGGAAGGCUCGGACCCGGCUUGGGCCCAAAGCAGGGGCUGAGCCCCACAUACCUUCUCUAAUCGCUUAGAUGCUGUUUCCCAGGAAGCUACGGGAGGCUUGGCUGUUGCCCCCGGCCUUCGCUUGUCCUGGUUCGGAUUGCGCUGCUCACACACAGAUCAGGCUUCCUCGAGAGCAGGGCUGUGUCCUCAUUGCCUCCCUGCAGAACAUGUUGCAUAUUUGGCCCCAGGAGGCCCUUGCCAUGGUCAGUGCUGACAUCACAGUCAACCCAGGCGUCUUGGAGUCAAGCGGGGAAUCCCACCGCCUGGGCCCUGGCCCUUCCCCUGGCUGCUCUUUGCUUUCGGCUGCCCCAGGCAGGAACUCUUCUUUCUGGGCAGGCUGUCCCAUUAGCAACUUGCCUAUCUGCAGCGUGUGAGGCGAGGAAGUCCUCCGUUCCCCGAAAGAAAUCCAGCCCAUGUCUCCUCAAUCCUCCUGUGGCCUCUGCUCGUCCCCAGGGGCAGCCAAGCCUGCAACUGCUCUCUUCAGAAACCCCUUUCCUUUGCAACCGUGCCCCCCCCCCGAGUGCCUCCCCCCCAGAGCUGCACCGUCAAGGGCCUGUUCACAGGUUUGGCUUUCCCACGAUCACGGCAUUUUUCACCAGCCUCUAAAAUCCCCAGACUUGUUUAACAAAAUUCCCAGUACUUUUGUAUUUUUGUUGUAAAUAUUUGCUCUGGAGAAUGUGUGAAACAGAUUGUAAACCUUCCUUGUGCUUUCCCUUGCUUGAAAUAAAGACAUUGCCAGCCUU